Molecule: messenger RNA, 348 nt
Organism: Knipowitschia caucasica
Lineage: Eukaryota; Metazoa; Chordata; Actinopteri; Gobiiformes; Gobiidae
Source: the annotation of a GenBank genome assembly
AUGAGCGAAGCCCUAACGUUCAGUGACUUUAAGACAAAGCUGAGAAAUUUUGAGGACACUGAAAGAUACAAGCCAAGCGAUCUCACAGAAGACAAGAAGGAUUCGGCCGAGAUCGAGUGCUACAGAUGCCGUAAGAAGGGACAUGUGGCAAGGAAUUGUCCCAGCGCGUAUGAGGAGAGGCGACGGGACCGCAGGAGCGACGAGCUACGCCGAGGGGGACAGCGGGACUCCAUGGCAGCAGCAACGAGGAGCCACAGACCGCUGGGAGCGCUGGGCUCGACCCGACAGGAGCGCCAGGGACCAAGAAAGACCCUGCCCCUGGAGCGCCUACAGAGAAGCAGCACAUGA